AUGGUGCUGGCGCACACGUCCAAGGUGGUGCUGGGAUGCGUGGCGUUCGGCAUCUUCUGGGUGCUGGCCGUCUUCCCCAGCGUGCCCUUCAUGCCCGUCGGCCGCACCGCCGGCUCGCUGCUAGGCGCCAUGCUCAUGGUGCUGUUCCGGGUCAUCUCCCCGGAGGACGCGUACGCGGCCAUCGACCUCCCCAUCAUCGGCCUCCUCUUCGGCACCAUGGUCGUCUCCAUCUUCCUGGAGCGCGCCGACAUGUUCAAGUACCUCGGCAACCUGCUCCAGUGGAAGAGCCGCGGCCCCAAGGACCUGCUCUUCCGCGUCUGCAUCGUCUCCGCCAUCGCCUCCGCGCUCUUCACCAACGACACCUGCUGCGUCGUCCUCACCGAGUUCAUCCUCAAGGUCGCGCGCCAGAACAACCUCCCGCCCCAGCCGUUUCUCCUCGCGCUCGCCACCAGCUCCAACAUAGGCUCCGCCGCCACGCCCAUCGGCAACCCGCAGAACCUCGUCAUCGCCGUCGAGAGCGGCAUCUCCUUCGGCCAGUUCCUCCUCGGGGUCUUCCCCGCCAUGAUCGUCGGCGUGCUCACCAACGCCGCCAUCCUCCUCUGCUACUUCUGGAGGUACCUCAACGUCGAGCCGGCCGACCAGGAGCGCGGCGGCGUCUCCGCCUCCGCUGGGCCCGAGGUCGUCGGCGACGACGAGGUCACCUCGCACCGCUUCACGCCCGCCAGGAUGUCGCACGUCUCCUCGAUCAACCCGGACGACUUCGACUGCGUCAGCGAGCCCAUCAUCAGGAGCGCCAGCGUCAACGGCGACCACCUGCGCAGCAGGAGCGUCAACUCCAACGCCAACGCCGCCGACGCCGACAUGCAGUUCUCCAUCAGGUCCCUCCGCUCCUCCAGCAUGUCGCACGAGAUGGUGGAGGUCUCCACGGUCCCCGUCCUCAUCGACGGCGCCUCCUCCAGGAAGUUCACCAGGACGGCCAGCCAGCAGAGGAGCGUCAUCAUCGAGGACGCGCCGCCGUCGUCGCCCACAGACGACGAGGCCGCCGCCAACGGCGACAAGGACAAGGGGGAGCUGCCCGAGGUCGUGGAGAAGAGGUGGAAGGUGCUGGUGUGGAAGACGGCCGUGUACCUCAUCACCCUCGGCAUGCUCAUCGCCCUCCUCAUGGGGCUCAACAUGUCCUGGACCGCCAUCACCGCCGCUCUCGUUCUCCUCGCGCUCGAUUUCACCGACGCACAGGCCUGCCUCGAGAAGUGGCAGGUGUCCUACUCGCUGCUCAUCUUCUUCUGCGGGAUGUUCAUCACGGUGGACGGGUUCAACAAGACCGGCAUACCCAACACGAUGUGGGAGCUGGUGGAGCCCUACUCGCGGAUCGACAGCGCCAGAGGCGUCGCGCUCCUCGGCCUCGUCAUCCUUAUCCUCUCCAACGUCGCAUCAAAUGUUCCAACAGUUCUGCUGCUGGGGACGAGGGUGGCCGCUUCUGCGGCGGCGAUCUCGCCGGCGUCGGAGAGGAAGGCGUGGCUGAUACUGGCGUACGUGAGCACGGUGGCCGGGAACCUGACACUGCUGGGGUCGGCGGCGAACCUGAUCGUGUGCGAGCAGGCGAGGCGGGCACAGUUCUUCGGCUACAACCUCUCCUUCUGGAGCCACCUCCGGUUCGGGGUGCCGUCCACCAUCAUCGUCACCGCCAUCGGCCUCCUCAUCGUCAGCAGCUACUGA
Triticum turgidum subsp. durum (durum wheat) is the source of this 1716-nucleotide messenger RNA. Lineage: Eukaryota; Viridiplantae; Streptophyta; Magnoliopsida; Poales; Poaceae. The record is from the annotation of a GenBank genome assembly.